Messenger RNA from Laccaria bicolor S238N-H82, 897 nucleotides. RefSeq lists its product as uncharacterized. The coding region runs from base 1 to 897 and encodes 298 amino acids. Gene Ontology annotation, biological process: transmembrane transport. Lineage: Eukaryota; Fungi; Basidiomycota; Agaricomycetes; Agaricales; Hydnangiaceae. The record is from RefSeq and is a predicted model, not a curated record. The transcript has 14 exons.
AUGACGACGGAACACAAGCCUAAACCUCUCCCAUUCAUCGCGAACUUUGCAGCCGGGGCCAUAGCCGGAAUAUCCGAGAUCCUAACGUUCUAUCCUCUUGAUGUUGUUAAAACUCGCAUGCAGCUAGAGACCGGAAAGUCAAAGCAUGGGCUUGUAGGAACAUUUACCAACAUCAUCAAGGAGGAGGGCGCUGGUCGUUUAUACCGAGGGCUGGUUCCUCCAUUGCUUCUGGAGGCUCCCAAACGCGCGGUCAAAUUUGCUGCCAAUGACUUUUGGGGCAAGACAUACCUAGAUCUUAGCGGUGAAUCCAAGAUGACCCAAUCGCUGUCUAUCCUCACUGGAUGCAGUGCCGGAGCUACAGAAAGUUUCGUCGUCGUGCCAUUUGAACUGGUGAAAAUCAAGCUUCAAGACAAGACGAGCACGUUCAAGGGGCCGAUGGAUGUGGUUAAGCAGAUCGUGAGGAAGGAAGGGUUGUUGGGCUUAUACGCCGGCAUGGAAUCGACGUUCUGGAGACAUCUGUACUGGAACGGAGGAUACUUUGGGUGUAUCCACCAAGUCCGAGAGAUACUUCCCGCAGCCCGGACACCUGAAUCACAACUUAUGAACAACUUUAUCGCUGGCGCCGUUGGUGGGUUCGCUGGUACUGUACUGAACACACCGUUCGACGUCGUGAAAUCACGAAUCCAAGGAUCCCCGCGAGUCCCAGGGGUGAUACCAAAAUACAACUGGACCUACCCCGCCCUCGUCACCAUCGCGCGCGAAGAGGGGUUCGCGGCGCUCUAUAAGGGUUUCGUGCCCAAGGUGUUGAGGCUGGCGCCCGGGGGAGGGGUGUUGUUGCUCGUUGUGGAGUUCACGUUGGGGGUAUUUAGAAAAGCCCUUGGACCGCCGUAUGUUUAG